AAAGAGCACAAUGAGAGAGAGAAAGCGAGCGAGUGAGAUAGAGAGAGAGAGAGAGGAGUGAAACGAGGACAUUUACAACAGUCAUUUUCAGUCUCAGCGGAUAACGUUCGUCAGUAGUUGACAAAGAUGGGGAAGGAACAAAGUAAACUGACACAGGAAGGCUACGUGGUAUCAAAAAAAACUGAAAGUGGCAUCACUGCUACAAAAGAUGACGACGCAUAUUUUAUAAAGAUGAUUCAUCUGACAGAGCUUCCCAGACAGGCUCUUGCUGCACUGAUGUCAGAGAUUGAAGUUCUUCGGCAAACAAACCACCCUCAUCUUACAAAUAUAAGAAACUCAUUUAAAGAUGAAAAUCAAAACAUCUACUACAUAAUACUGAAGGAGUGCCAGGGUGGGAGUCUUGCUGAUGUUGUUGGUAAGAAUCCAGAAGAGUUGCCACAAGAGAGUGAGGUACUAAGCUGGAUUGUUGAGAUCUGUAUGGCUCUCAAAGUCAUUCAUGAGGCGAAUUUGCUUCACAAAGAUCUGAUGCCAAAGAACAUAUUGUUGUCAGAAUUUGGAUUGGUGCAUUUGGGUGGAUUUGGAAAUAUUCAUGAAAGUUCAAAAGGCCAGAGUGCCACAAACUCAAAUCCAACAAUAAAUUACCUAGCUCCUGAAGUCUUCACGGGGGGAACUUAUGAUGGAAAAAGUGACAUCUGGUCGCUGGGAUGCAUACUGUAUGAGCUCUGCACGAAACAGAAAGCAUUCUCUGCAGAGACUACAAUCAAGCUCAUGCCUAAGAUAAUUAGUGGUGUUUACCAGUCUCUUCCAAGCCAUUUUUCAUUUGAGCUUUGUGAUCUCUUGAGUGACCUUCUGAAAAAAGAGCCUGAAGAAAGACCAACAGCCAGUGAGAUCCUGCUGCGCCCUAUCAUCAUCAGGUGUCUUAGAACCAAGUGCCAAACAACUGUGGAGGAUCUUCAGAUGAAGCUGGAGAAGCUGAGAGCUCUGGCAGAUGGUCUGGAGCGUGUUCAUGAAGGCACUACCAUCGGCAGCCUGACAGGAGGAGUGAUUGGAGCCGUGGGAGGAAUUACAUCCAUAGUGGGGCUUAUUCUGGCACCCUUCACUUUAGGAGUGUCACUUAUUGUCACUGGAGUUGGUGUGGGGGUGGGUGCUGUUGGUGGGGUCACUGCUGGUGCCUCAAACAUCACAAAAAUGGUCAACCAGUCUUCUGAUCGUAAAGCAGUUCGCAGUAUCAUUAAAGAAAUAGAACAGAAAAUUAGUGCAGUGGUGACAUGGCUCUUGGAGAUUAACAGUGGUAUGCAGGCCAUCAAAAACCAGUGUCCACAAGCACCUGGGACGUUUACAGAGGAAAACCUGACGAGUGUUGGCACUAGGGUUGGAAAAGGGCUUGGAGGCAUUGCUGAACUGGUCCGGUUGGUUAGAGUGGCUAACAUUGGCAAGCUUGCUGCACAAACAUGCAGGGUAGUGCGUUUGGCAGAAGUGGCAACAGGUGUGCUGUCUGGUUUGUUUGUAGCUGUGGAUAUUUUCUUCAUUGCUUUGGAUGCAAAAGAGAUUCAGCACAUUAAGGAAGCCAGAGAAGCAGAGAAGCGAAUUGAACCUCCUUCUGCCUCCGAGUCUGAAACUGGAGACUCAAUGUCAGUCUCUGAUCAGGCAACACUGUUGUCAAGCUCACUGAUGCAAGAGUCUGACAACGGUGAAAGUGACCUAGUGGCAGAGGAAGUGUCUUCUCCACCAACUGAAACCAAAUCUGAGAUCAUGAAAUUUGUCAAAUCAGUCAGGAAGGCAGCAAACAACCUGGAGCAAGUCCUGGGUGAGUUAGCCACUAUCAUUUCAUCUAUCCCUUUGUUUCAGGAAGAUAAUGAUCUGGAAUGGCAGAAUAUGGAAUUCAAAUAAGCAAAAUCACAGCUUUAAAAUGUGCUGAUUAUGUUUGUGUUUUGAAUUACAUUUGUUAUAUUGUACAGCAACACAUCAAAUUUUUGUAUGAGGAAAUGUGCCAUAGUUGGUAAUUAAUUAGUAUUAUUUUAUCCUCAGCAGAAUUUCUCCUCCUUUAAGUUUUCAAACUACUAAGAACUGAAAUUUAUGACUUAGAUUUUCUUUUACAAGUAUUACUAGAUUGUGUUGAAAUUCUCACAAGCUUUCAAAAGAAACUCUAAUCAAUCAUUUUGAAAAUUUCUUAAUAUUAUUAACAAACCAUGUUUUCAAAUAUUAUCACUGUUUGUAUGUUUGUUUGAAAAUGUGAAUAUUCUGAUGUUAUUCUAAUCAAAUAUUUACAUAUAUGUAGUAUAUAAAAUAUACAAAUAUAUUUUUUUGGGUGCAAGGAUAAUUAUUAAUACUUCAACAAUCACUGUUUGGAUGAUAUUGAAGAAAAUAAAUAUAUUCUAAAAGUUCUGUA
Xiphophorus couchianus (Monterrey platyfish) is the source of this 2389-nucleotide messenger RNA. RefSeq names its product calcium/calmodulin-dependent protein kinase type II subunit beta-like. Gene Ontology annotation, biological process: lipoprotein metabolic process; lipid transport; protein phosphorylation. Gene Ontology annotation, cellular component: extracellular region. Gene Ontology annotation, molecular function: protein kinase activity; lipid binding; ATP binding. The transcript is spliced from 10 exons. Lineage: Eukaryota; Metazoa; Chordata; Actinopteri; Cyprinodontiformes; Poeciliidae. The record is from RefSeq and is a predicted model, not a curated record. The coding region runs from base 127 to 1890 and encodes 587 amino acids.